AGAAUCCCGUGCAGACUGUAAACGAGCGCGGCAGUCGGCAUGAGGCGCGCGCGGAGUGUCACGGGGCCCUUAAGGCGCGCCCACCCCGCUUCGGGGGCGACCUGGAAUGUCCAGGUGGUCCGGGGUAAAAUGAGCUCACAGUGUUUGUGGCAUGCAUGUCGUGCGCUCAGUGCCGGCCUGUUGCUAAUGCUGCUUGGCGCUGCAAUGGCUGUUAUAGGUUACUACGCGGACACAUUGUCAGUGGCUGAAGAAGUACGAGGCAAUUCCACGAUUUCGGUGAAAGAUGAGGCACGAGGAUUUCAUCUCAAUAACUUGUCUUACGCCGGGCCAAUCGUGAUGGGCUUCGGAGGAUUCAUAGUUGUAGCGGCCUGCGUAAUGACUUUCGAAGCCCGAGACAGUGCAGCAAAAGUGACACCAGCUCGCCCACAGACACUUCCGCGGCCUCUGCCUCGAAGAGGUCCUUGUGCUGCACCCGCUCGCCUCGACCAGCUCGGCGUAUACCGUCUGCCGCAUGUUCUGCCUCUGCCACACGCACUGCCACUCGCGCCUCCACAUCGAAUCAGACCGCCACACUAUAUGUACAGAGUUGGCGGAGAAAAAACAAAAGAACGCGCGCGGUUUGGCUCCGCGCCUGAUUUGCGGAUCGGUAGUACGCGUGCUACGCUACCCGUCACGGCUCUACGCCGCCCACUACGUCGCUACGCGCUCUCCGUAGAUGAACCGCCACAUUCAGCCAUCAGUGCGAGUGCAGCGGAGUCAGAGUGUGGAUCGCAGUCGUCUCUUGCACUGGACCUACACGCAAGCGGCGCGUGCGCAGGUGUUACGUUAAGAGUGCGCGACAACACACGACGACGUCCACUCGCGCGACAACAGAGGCUCGUGGAAGACUUACACCCUCCAGUCGAAAGCGUCAGUAUAAUUGGCAACAUAGCAGAAUCUCCACCGAAAAAUAACGAAGAGAAAAGCUGCGAUACUGUUGAAAUGGUUCAUCUGAACGUAGAACAGGAAGCGCGUGCGCGAAGUGCUCCUCCUCCCUCGCAAACUUCACCUCCCCUGUCGCCCCAAAUUGUAAUAUCGCCCCCACUAUCACCUUCACUUCGAAUGGAAACAAAUAUUCUUAUAAACGAUAGCUUAGAACAACCUCCACCACCAGGCGAAUGA
Molecule: messenger RNA, 1161 nt
Organism: Nymphalis io (European peacock)
Lineage: Eukaryota; Metazoa; Arthropoda; Insecta; Lepidoptera; Nymphalidae
Exons: 8
Coding region: 40-1161 (373 amino acids)
Source: RefSeq, a predicted model, not a curated record